AUGCCUACUCCAGAGUCUGAGAUACUGAGGCCACUUGACGUCUCAAACACCAAUUCCGACGACUGGGAGAUCUUUGUCUUAAGCGAUGCGCGAAUCGUCUUCGAAAGCGAUGGCAAACCUGCGAGCCUUCUUGCUGCGUAUGCGGACAUGCCCCUUAGAGUGGAGGGACGAUUGGAGACUCCUGGGCGCAGCCAGCUGAAAUACCUCUUAAAGAAGCCAUAUAAGCCCAUGGACAUCGAAUUAAGAAAUGUAACACGCUUUUCCUACGGCGAAAUGACUGACGGUGCAUACGUGAUUUGGGCGCAAGGCAACGCAGGCUGGUUCGAAAUACGACCGGCGGCGCAAUACAGUCCGAUAUACGAUGAGAUGAUCCAGGCUGUGGAACUUCUUUACUUCGUCACCGACAUAUAUAGCGAGUCGCGAAAGAAGAGUAGCGGGCCCAGUGCAGAAUUGGUCUUUCAAGAGAAAGACUUCGAUAACUGCAAGGCACGAAUCGAGGGGCGCUAUUCGCAAAUUCAACCUGAACGUUCAGCAAGAUCUCCCAGAUCCACAUCUGCGCCAACGACAGCUUCGAAAACAGCACAAACAAACUCGACAGUACAGAAGGCUCAUGGAAAGACUGCGACACCGAAAUCGGUGGAAGCGCCAAAGAAAGACGACAAUUGGUGGGAGGCAGCAGCACUCUUCGAGUUCAUGCAGAAAGUAGUGAACCAACGGGUUCUACGGGCAGGGAGAAACCAAAUCACCGUGGAUCGAGUUGCAGAACUUAUUGUUAGACGAUAUGAGAUUGAGGGAGUGGAGAUUGCAAAGAAUGUGCUUCUGGUACAUGCACAGAAUUUGUGCUACAUGAUGGACCAUGCGCGGCGAAAGUCCAUACAAUUUUUUGUUUCUGAACCAAUCUACCAAGAACUAGCAGCUGGGCAUAACCUAUCUGCGGCCGAGCAAAGACGAGCUGAAGGUGUGGAGCUGAAACCACGGAGAGAUCACAGGACUCUGAGAGAUGGCGAGAGCGAUUCUUCAGAUACAUCUGACGAAGAAGAAGACGCGAUAACAACGCCCAUACGCAGACCACCAGGUAGGCGGGAGCAAGGCCGCCUAUCUGUGCUACGACCCAAGAGCGGAAAGUUUUCUGGCAAGAGCAACAAGGUUAGCAUCAAGCCAGGCAGACAGAAAGGGGGAAAGGGAAAAGCGCCUGUACUGGCAAGUGAUGAUUCGGAAACUGAGCAAAGCGACGAGACGACAAGUAGCGAGGAAGACGAGGAAAUUGACACACCAACCCAAGCCCUGUCACCAGGUCGUGAGAAGAGAAAACUAGAUGUCACAGAUGCGGACCAAGAAGAGCCAGAUCGGCGCAAACGUACAGCCAGUACAUCUGCAGCUCCCGAUUCUCCACCUACAACCGGCGCCUCGGACUCAGAAGAAGCCACCGCUGUUCCACCUCUACCACUCCGUUACCGACCAUCCAACCUUCCCCCACAUGUUAAGCCAGCAUCGUCAUCAGCAAAUACGAAACCAAUAGUAUCGCCACCGAUAAUAUCAACUCCCUUACCAACCUACGAACCAAACGGCCCCCGCGACUCGUGGAUCUGCAGUUUCGAUGGGUGCACCCAGAAAAUAUACGGAUGCAGUAAAGAGUUAGGUAGACAGCUGAUCACAGAACAUUUGGAAGAUCAUAGUAGAGGGCGAGAGAAGGUUGUAGGUAUCCUUUGGAGAGAACAGGAUCGCUUGAAUCUGCCUGUGAGUAACUUGAUCAAGAAGAUCCGCGAAAUGAACGAGGCGUCUACGCCACUGUUCCCGACGCCUGGUGCUUCAACAACAACAGUGCAACCUAUACAGAGACCUGUGUAG
Alternaria atra is the source of this 1848-nucleotide messenger RNA. RefSeq lists its product as uncharacterized. Lineage: Eukaryota; Fungi; Ascomycota; Dothideomycetes; Pleosporales; Pleosporaceae. The record is from RefSeq and is a predicted model, not a curated record. The transcript is spliced from 4 exons. Bases 1 to 1848 code for a protein of 615 amino acids.